AUGUAUUGUGGUAAGGGCGAAGAUGAUAAUACGUAUGGGAAGAAAACCGAACAAAUAGUUAUGAAACUGCUGAAACCAUACUUGAUGAAAGGUCAUCACGUAUUCAUGGAUAAUUUUUAUAAUGAUGUCGAAUUGAGUCAGAAAUUACUAGAGUUGCGUACCCACACCAAUGGCACACUUCGUAAAAACAGAAAGACAAACCCUAAGGGGCUGACACAGAUAAAACUAAAAAAGGGUGAUUUUUUUUGGUGUCGUAAAGAGCAAGUUUACGUAUCAGCGUGGUAUGACAAGCGUCCAAUUUACGUUAUAACUACCAGACAUCAUCCUAAGCUAAUAAAUGUUUCAAACCGAUUUGGAAAAAUUUCACAAAAGCCUGAAGAGGUUUCAGAAUACAAUAAAUAUAUGGGAGGAAUAGAUAGGAAAGACCAAAUGGUUGCAUAUUACUCCUCGCCACAGAAAACAAUUCGAUGGUAUAAGAAAGUAUUCUUUCAUCUCUUAGAUAUAUCUGUUUGGAAUUCUUUCUUUGUCUACAAAAAAUACUUUAAAAACGAUGUAAAAUACGAAUUUCUGGACUAUCGCGAAGAUUUAAUAAAACAAAUGAUAAACUUAGAGAGUGGUUGUUCUGGUAGAAACAUUAUAAGAACUGGUAGCAUAUAUUCCAGUCGACGAACUGCAGUUAGAGCUCCAAAAAAGGUACUUCAACAGGAAAAUUUGGUAAGCAUUAGUAAGGAUCACUGGCCUGAAGAUUUUCCGUGCUCAACUGAUUCCAAGAGGAAUUUUAAAUAUUUGAACUGUAGCCUCUGCACUAAAAAGAAAAAACGCAAAGAGAUAAGAUACAGGUGCAAGGGAUGCAGAGAAAAAACUCCCUUAUGCCCUUCAUGUUUUGAGGAAUGGCACGCCAAAUAUGUCAAGAGAGGAGAUAGA
Brenthis ino (lesser marbled fritillary) is the source of this 924-nucleotide messenger RNA. The record is from the annotation of a GenBank genome assembly. Lineage: Eukaryota; Metazoa; Arthropoda; Insecta; Lepidoptera; Nymphalidae.